AUGGAUUCAUACGUUCUCAUCGCCAUUGCCGGUGUCCUCAGCCAUGUCGUCUACUUUCGACGUGGGGAGCAUCAGCUCUACAGCCAUAUCUACCUGGUCCUCUUUGUUAUUUCCGCCGCCGUCGUCACCGUACUCGUCCACUACAGCUAUAUCCUGGUGUAUCUCGCCAGCCUCUAUACCAGCAUCCUCGUAUACCGUCUCCUCCUCCAUCCGCUGCGCUCUUUUCCCGGCCCGCUCGCCGCCCGCGUCUCGGGUCUCUGGUACAUCCACCCAAAGCACAAUGCAUAUCUGAGCCUCCAGGCCUUACACAGCCAAUAUGGCCCAAUCGUGCGCACCGGCCCCUCCGACCUCUCCAUCAUCUACCCGUCCGCCGUGCCCGCCAUCUACGGCGCCCAAUCCGCCUGCACGAAAGGCCCCUGGUACGACCUGUCGUACCCGUCUCGUCCCCUGCAACACUGCCGCAACGCCAAGGAGCACCACGCCCGCCGGCGGACCUGGACCCCCGCGUUCAGCGACAGGAUGGUCCGCGGCUACGAGCAGCGCAUCCAAACCUACCAGCAGCAGCUCAUCGCCCAGCUGACGGCGCGCCAGACCGUCGACAUCCGCAAGUGGAUCUACCUGUACACCUUCGACGUCAUGGGCGACCUCUCCUUCGGCCGCAGCUUCGACUGCCUCGCCGCCGGCCACGAGCACCCGGGAAUCACCCUCCUGAACGCCGCGCUGCGCAACAUCGGCCUCUUCCUCCCGCCGUGGCUGCACCUCAUCCUGCUCAAAAUCCCCUGGCUGACGCGCGACUGGUGGGCCUUCCAGUCGUUCUGCAGCGAGCGGCUCCACGCACGCAUGCGCAUGGACCUGCCGAUCCCCGACAUCAGCGCCUCGCUGCUCGCCCCGCUGCACGGAAGAGCGCCCACUCCGGAGGAGAGACUGAUGCUCGACGGCGACGCGCGGCUGAUCGUCGUCGGGGGCAGCGAUACGACUGCCGUGUCGCUGUGCGGGGCUCUGUACGAGCUCGCGCGGCAUCCGGAGCAGCUGCGCAAGCUGCGCAAGCUGCGCGAGGAGGUCGAGCCGUUUGUUGAUGCGGCGGGCGAUGUGCGUGGGGCCGAUAUUGCGCUUCUGGAGCAUCUGAACGGCGUGAUCAAUGAGGCCCUGAGGAUGUAUCCGGCUGUGUCGUCGGGGCUGCAGCGGAAGACUCCCCCCGAGGGGAUCCAGGUGGAGGGGGUGCAUAUCCCCGGGGAGAUGACGGUGUAUUGUCCGCAGUAUGUCUUGGGGAGAUCUGAGCUCUGCUAUGCGCGGCCGGACGAGUUUAUCCCCGAGCGAUGGUACAAGUACCCCGGCCUCAUCAAGGAUCGCUCGGCGUUUGCGCCGUUCAGCCUAGGUCCGUAUAGCUGUGUCGGCCGACCUCUGGCGUUGCUGAAUAUGCGUACUACCAUCGCCAAGCUGGUCACGACGUUUGAUAUGGGAUUUGCGCCGGGGGAGGAUGGGAAGGCAUUCAAGCAGCAGGCGCAGGACAACUUUGUGCUGUAUAUGGGGCCGCUGCAUUUGACUUUCGCCCGGAGGGAGGGAAACUGGAGGCGUCGAUCAGACGGCUAG
Molecule: messenger RNA, 1590 nt
Organism: Aspergillus fumigatus Af293
Lineage: Eukaryota; Fungi; Ascomycota; Eurotiomycetes; Eurotiales; Aspergillaceae
Product: putative cytochrome P450 monooxygenase
Molecular function (GO): heme binding; monooxygenase activity; iron ion binding
Source: RefSeq, a predicted model, not a curated record